AUGAGAUCAAAAAAUAAAAGAACAGGUAUCAAAACCUUUUUGCUUCCUAACUUGACAUACCCUCUGUCAAUCCGAAUGAAACCGAUUUCUCCGAUUUUCGAGUUCCCAUGAACAUGCCUGUCUCUUUUCCUUCGUUCCCUCCUGGAUAACCCGUAAUUCAUCUGUCCGUCGGUCAAUGUUCGUUUGCUUCCCGCUCUCAUCGAAAUAGGUUUCUGUCCUCCCCAUGUCUCAUCUAACCUAAUCACCGAUACACUUUAAAACGCGUCUCUUCGCGAAUUCUCCUGUGUAGACCCGUCUAAUAUGCUGUCUUACAACAAUAUAUCAUCAUAAGCCUAGAAUACGGUGUGUACGUGGGUCUAUAUAUCAAUAAUUACUUCUUCUGGCGAUUCCAAUUUUUAGUUGGUAGGGCUUUGUUCAGUUAUCGGUAGUUGUGUUGAUGAUUAGUAGACGAGAAAGAUCGAAAAGUGAGGAGAGAAAAAAAGAAGACGAAUAAGGAGAAGAAGAAGAAGAGAAUCGGUUGGGCGUCGGCGCUUCGGCGCCACGCCCUUGCCGCUAUCACAACGCCUUCUUCACCUUAUAUUUUAUUGUUUCUUCCUUUCUCCGCCUUGACAACAACCCCCGCACAGGAAUUGCCUUCUACUUUUUUGUAUACUCUAGGCCGACAGUACUGUUAGGUGUCAAACAAGUUGAGGCGCCUUAGACACACCCGGCAAAGCACCGAGGUCACACAUGUGAUAAGCCGGCGAGUUAUAGUUCUUCCCCCUCCCCCCCUCUUUUCAUUUUCUUUUCCUGUUCGUUCUCUUGCCGCCUCAAUUACAAAUCAAACAUGCAUUGGAGAACACUUGAAACACACUCUGUGGCUAGUUGAAACUGUUCACAUUUCUUCCUUUUCACGACGACCUGUCCGACGUGCCUUUUCUUGAAUGUUUGGAGAAAAAAGAGCUGAAAUGCAGAAACUAUAGUCCAUUUUCUCGGAAUAGUUAGAAAGAAUGGCGUUUCGAAUUCAAAUUUCGACACUACAACGAAGUAGAACUCGCACGAAAUGAAACUGUUACGAUUCGGAACUCGCAGUUAUAUUUUAACGUUGCGAGUUCCCAAUCUUAACAGUUCUAUUCCGUGCCAGUUCUACUUCGUUGUAGCGCCCAAAGUUCGCUCAUGGCAGCCAUUCUCUCAAUUCGCUUUGCGCCCGUCCUAAAAGUAGCUGCGCCUUUAAAGGUUCGCUCGCCGCGCGCGACCUUUUUCUACGUUUGUCAACGAAAAACAAACUAUUUUUCGUGUUUCUUCUGCCCCAUAAACACUUGUGGCAGCAGAAUCUUGUGGUGGGUGAAACCACACAAACCAGAAUUAUCAUUUUGUUCAAAUCACUAAUCACUCACAUUAAUUUGGGCGUCUUGCCGAAAACGUCUUCUUUUUCUUUUCUUUCUUCUUCUCCUUCUACGCCACUAUUUGUUGUUUACUUCUUUUCUUUAAUCAUUUUGCACGUGAAAUGUAGUGUCCCGUUCUUAUUUUGAAGUUGCCAACUUUUCAGAGCCCUCUGUUGAAGUCUUUGUUCGCCCGUUAGAGGUCACUGUACCAGCUGACUUUCUGUAUCAGAAGCCAGGUAAUUUUGCCGUUUUUUCCAAUUCGAUAAUCCCGAAAUUUCAGAAGAAUCGAAACCGCAAAAGACGUACUGGUCGACGAUGACAUCGAACAUCCAUACCGAGACAUCCAUCAAAAGAUGGUCCAUUCCCCCGGUCACCAUCGAAGAGGGAAAGCCGCCAGGACCGGUAAGAACUAUUGGUUAAGGGGUCAUAGUUUGCGUGGGUGUGCCCCCUUCUUGUCGGUUUUUCUGUCCCAUAAAAUUUGAAUUGAAUGAUGGAAUAGAAGCACGCGUCUCGGCGGAGAAGUCGCGGCGCCGCCACACCCAGAUUUCUCUCCCACACCUCUUUUUUUGAGAAAGAAAGUUUUUGCUUGAUUUUUGAUGUGGUGCGCGUACUGGCAAACUUGUUAGCGGUGAUCAAUUAAAUAGCAUUCCGGGUGAUAAGGCUAGGAAAAAAUAUUUGUUCUCUAGGAAGAACAUCAGUUCAUUAAACUCACUCUCAUAAAGAAAAGGGGGUCAUACACGUAAUCCUAGUACUGCAUAACACAAGAAGUACAAUAAAAACUAGAAAUUGGAGGAGGAAGGGGGGUGGGGGUGGGGAAAAAUGAAUGAGGAAAAGGAAUGCGUCAGACAUACAUUCACAUCCAAUCAAGCAUGCCGAAUGUUUCGAUUUCAGCCAAACGCAUACAUUUGACAAGCAUGUCCUCUCUCUUCCACUUUGCCUCUUCUGUCCUGUUUGACAGACUGACUGGCGGGAUACUAGUAAAUCUACCCCCGUGGGGCCCUCCGGCCACUUUCACCAUUCUCCACCAUUUCACAGUAGCUUUGUUUUGUUCUUCUUCUUCUCUACCUCUCUUACGUUUCGACUGUCGGCUAUGUACGCAUUGACGAUUAUCCCGAAAAAAGCGAAAUGUUGCGCAUCAACAGAUUUUCAUCCUUGAUAAUAUCGUUUUUCCGUCAAAUUGCAUUCUAAUUUUUCUUUUCCCGCGUUGCAAAAUAGCUUCCACGUUCAGAGGCGUCAAACUUUCCAUAACUUUUAACUUUCCAUGUGAUACCUAUUUGGAUACCGAAAUCACGGCCACACCCUUCCGUUUCUCGCUCUGUAUCUUUUUCCACUAUAACCUGUUAGUUCAAAAACAAUUUUCUCGAAUGCAGACUUCAAAAAGAGAACGAUUACACAACAAUUAGACUGUGGGUGACGUGAAAAGAUGGUGGAAAUCUAUAAACCACCGGCGAAGCGGAUUUCCAGCCAGCUCAUGCAGAAGCUGCGUUUGUUUGUAAGAGAUUAUUUCUAGAGAAAAAAAAGAAUAGAAGACGUUCAUAUCAAUAUCAAACGCUUUGAAUUUUCAGGAAGAAAGACCUUCAACCAAAGAAGGUCGCGAACAAGCGGGAAAUGUGCUCGGAGUCCAUCCCAACUACAAAACAGGAACAGGUCAGCCGAAGCAAGAGAUUCCCUUAUCGAGAGUUGGAGCUUUACCCAAUGGAACAGGGGAUUACAAAGUGACUUCGCUGCAAGAGACCUACAAGCAGACGUUGAUUGACCCGAAGGUACUUUUCAAAAAAAUUUAA
Molecule: messenger RNA, 3148 nt
Organism: Caenorhabditis sp. 36 PRJEB53466
Lineage: Eukaryota; Metazoa; Nematoda; Chromadorea; Rhabditida; Rhabditidae
Source: the annotation of a GenBank genome assembly